UACGUUCACUUCAGUCGCAGACUAGUCCGCAUCCUGAAGGAGACCAAGCCCCGGGUACCAUCCUUGACUAAAACCAACAGUAUCUCUGCCAUUGGCUUCAACGACAACAAAAACAAGCCGUUGAAGCGACCGGACUAUGUGCCAAUCACUCCUACCCAGGUCGAGGAGAUGCGAUUGGCACAUCAGAAUUUCGUUGAGGAAAUUUCCAACUUGACAUUGCCCUACAAGCCAGGAUCUCGUGGCAUAGUCUCCACUGCAGGCGGAGCACACCUGCCAAUCUUCAUCGUGUCCCUCCGCAUGCUCAGGCGCUCCGGUAGUAUCCUGCCAGUUGAACUCUUCCUACGAGCCGAUGAAGCACGCGGCGAUAACUAUCUGUGUCAAGAACUGCUUCCCUCUCUCAACGCUCGCUGCGUGAUUCUGGACGACUUUUUCCCUUCUGGACUGGUCAAGCUCGAGAAAUACCAGUAUAAAAUAUUUUCGGUGUUGUUCUCGAGCUUCGAAGAUGUGCUCUUGCUCGACGCAGACAAUUUUCCUGUACACAAUGUGGACCACGCUUUCAAAACAGAACCAUUCACGUCAACUGGUCUAGUGACAUGGCCAGACUUUUGGGUUUCGUCGGCUUCCGAGAAGUUCUACAAAAUCCAAGGAAAACCUUGUCCUCUGACUACAGUCAGAGCAUCAACGGAAUCGGGUCAAGUCAUUGUGUCCAAGCGGACCCACUCGGCAGCACUGCUGGUGUCUACAUACUAUAACUACUAUGGACCUUCGCACUACUAUCCCCUACUCACCCAAGGAGGUCCGGGCGAAGGGGACAAAGAAACGUUCCUUGCGGGUGCAGUGGCUGUCGAUGCAACUUUCUACCAGGUUUCUGACCCCGUCAGGAUUCUCGGUUACGACGACAACGGAGAGUUGCGCGGAGUGGCCAUGCUUCAGUCGAACCCUGUCGAUGACUAUGUUGCACUCGUCAAGCCGAUGCCAUUUACUAUCCAUGCAAACUUCCCGAAGAUGGACCCCAACACAUUGUUCAACCAGGACGGACCAGCCAUCAAUCACCAGACUGGCGAACACCGUCGACUAUGGGGAGAUAAAGAGCAGACCAUCCAAACUUUUGGCAUGGAUGUCGAGCGAGAACUUUGGGCAGAAAUCAGGCAUGUCGCCUGCACUCUUGGAGGCGUCUUCGUACAUUGGAAAGCAGAUGCUCCUCGAGAGUGGAAGAAAGGAACGUGCGAACUGGUUGAAGAGCACAUUAUCAAGGUCUUUGGCGUGGACGAGGAUGAGAACUCAUGGGGUUCCCUUGCCACAUAA
Molecule: messenger RNA, 1305 nt
Organism: Aureobasidium namibiae CBS 147.97
Lineage: Eukaryota; Fungi; Ascomycota; Dothideomycetes; Dothideales; Saccotheciaceae
Product: nucleotide-diphospho-sugar transferase
Exons: 1
Biological process (GO): mannan biosynthetic process
Cellular component (GO): Golgi apparatus
Molecular function (GO): alpha-1,2-mannosyltransferase activity
Source: RefSeq, a predicted model, not a curated record